AUGGUUCGUAUGAGUGUGCUCGCCGACUGUCUUAAGACAAUGUACAAUGCCGAGAAGCGUGGAAAACGUCAAGUACUUAUUCGUCCCAGUUCCAAGGUGAUUGUCAAGUUCUUGCAAGUUAUGCAAAAGAAUGGCUACAUUGGUGAGUUUGAAAUCGUAGACGACCACCGUGCUGGCAAGAUCGUAGUGGAACUCAAGGGCCGUAUCAACAAGUGUGGUGUCAUUUCUCCUCGCUUUGACGUAAAGCUGGCGGACUAUGAGAAAUGGAUUAACAAUCUACUGCCUUCGCGUCAGUUUGGCCACAUUGUCGUGAGUACGACGUACGGUAUCAUGGAUCAUCAUGAGGCUCGUCGUAAACACACGGGUGGCAAGAUCGUUGGUUUCUUCUACUAG
Molecule: messenger RNA, 393 nt
Organism: Peronospora farinosa
Lineage: Eukaryota; Oomycota; Peronosporomycetes; Peronosporales; Peronosporaceae
Source: the annotation of a GenBank genome assembly